Messenger RNA from Lycium ferocissimum, 1185 nucleotides. RefSeq names its product probable xyloglucan endotransglucosylase/hydrolase protein 8. The transcript has 4 exons. Gene Ontology annotation, biological process: xyloglucan metabolic process; cell wall biogenesis. The record is from RefSeq and is a predicted model, not a curated record. Gene Ontology annotation, molecular function: xyloglucan:xyloglucosyl transferase activity; hydrolase activity, hydrolyzing O-glycosyl compounds. Bases 85 to 981 code for a protein of 298 amino acids. Gene Ontology annotation, cellular component: cell wall; apoplast. Lineage: Eukaryota; Viridiplantae; Streptophyta; Magnoliopsida; Solanales; Solanaceae.
UCCAGCUUAGAAGCCUAUCUUCUCACUUCUCAUCAAGCUCUCUUCCAAGAAGAGCUUCAUUCAAAAAAAGAAAAAAGAAAAAACAUGGAGAGAAAUGCUUCUUCAAUUUUUGAUCUUCUUUUAAUUUUAGCACUUUUAGCUACCCUUUUUUCAUCAUCACAUGCUCAACUCAAAGGUGCAUUUGAAGAGAACUUCAGUAAAAGUUGUCCUGGUACUCAUUUCAAGACUUCUCAAGAUGGACAGAUCUGGUAUCUUACAUUAGACCAAGUAUCAGAUUGCGGGUUUAUGACUAAGCAGAGCUAUAGAUUUGGUUGGUUUAGCACAAAGUUGAAAUUGGUAGGAGGUGACUCUGCUGGUGUUGUGACAGCAUUUUAUAUGUGCUCGGAAGUAGAGGCAGGGCCAUUGAGAGAUGAGAUAGAUUUGGAAUUCUUGGGAAACAGAACAGGACAACCUUACCUUAUUCAGACAAAUGUGUACAAUAAUGGGAGUGGUGGACGUGAGAUGAGGCAUCAACUCUGGUUUGAUCCUACUCUUGACUUCCAUACCUAUUCCAUUCUUUGGAACUCUCACCAAAUUGUGUUUUUUGUGGACAAGGUACCGAUAAGGGUAUACAAGAACGCGAAUCACACAAACAAUUUCUUUCCAGCCCAGAGGCCAAUGUACGUGUUUUCUAGCAUAUGGAACGCAGAUAAUUGGGCUACUAGAGGAGGUUUGGACAAGAUAAACUGGAAAAAUGCACCAUUUGUAGCAUCUUAUGAGGAUUUUACUAUUGAUGCUUGUCAAUGGAAAAAUCCUUACCCUGCUUGUGUUUCCACCGCCACACAGCGCUGGUGGGAUCAGUACAGUACUUGGCACUUGUCAAGCAAACAGAAGAUUGAUUAUGCUUGGGUGCAGAGAAACUUUGUGGUUUAUAAUUAUUGCCAGGAUACUGUGAGGAACAGGUACAAGCCUCAGGAGUGUUGGUUAAAUCCAUUGGACUAAUAGUAAAGAUAGAUAAAAUUCUUUUGGAAGAGAAAACUUGUUGUAGUAUUUUGAUCUUAAUUUUGAGUGUAUAGAAUGGACUCUCUCCUACUAAUUUAGGAUUGAGCCAUGGUAGAUCCAUCGAUCGAUUGAUAUGUUGUACUCCAUCUAUUAAGAAAAAGAAUGACAUUACUACUCUUGGGAAGUGAAAGAGUUUUUGCUAUA